Aspergillus sclerotioniger CBS 115572 is the source of this 381-nucleotide messenger RNA. RefSeq lists its product as uncharacterized. NCBI's taxonomy places the organism in Eukaryota, Fungi, Ascomycota, Eurotiomycetes, Eurotiales, Aspergillaceae. Bases 67 to 261 code for a protein of 64 amino acids. The transcript has 2 exons. The record is from RefSeq and is a predicted model, not a curated record.
CUUCAUUCAUCGAUAAGGCAUGAAGGAGGGGUAAGUUUGGUUGACUUUCUAUGGGGUGUGUUAGGGAUGGUUGAUUUGUUGGUUUCCAUCUCAUCAGUACUACUAUAUAUCUGUUCUCAUGGUCUCUCCAUCCGAGUCAGAUCAUCUAGGCACUAUCCAAGUCAAUUCAUCAACAGUUGCAUCCUAUUCAUCUGGUUUCUUGGGCCUGAGCUUGUCUGGGUUUUGUGUGUUGAUUCAGUGCUGAUUAUAAUCAUAUCCUGAAGCUGAUUUGGUUGGUGUUGAUGAUUGCUGGUAUAUUGUGUGUGGGCAGUUCACCGAGUGAAGUGACUAGACUUGUCUCUGAACUGAGGUAUUCGACUUUGACGAGACCAACAGUCAAGC